Molecule: messenger RNA, 4805 nt
Organism: Solea solea (common sole)
Lineage: Eukaryota; Metazoa; Chordata; Actinopteri; Pleuronectiformes; Soleidae
Product: zinc finger protein 850-like
Exons: 7
Coding region: 738-4532 (1264 amino acids)
Source: RefSeq, a predicted model, not a curated record
UAGACCUAAUAUAAUUUGUUGCAAUAAUGAACUUCAAUUGUAAAGAGUAACAUUGUUUCAUAAAAUAUUGAUAGUUCUCCUGCAGAACUCCCCACGUGAGUUUGAGUUGCUGGAUGAAUGUGAAACAGGAUACAGCAGCACGCUAACGUCUAUUAGCUACAUGUAAUAGAGUGGACAAAAUACACCAUAAACAAUGAUCACGGGAAAUAAGCCUCUGUUUACAUCUACUCCAUCGUUUCUGAUCAAAAAAAAUUAUUAAGCAAAGAAGAAAACUGUUAACUGAUGAGUCUUAAAGACGAGGAUCUAAUGAGUUAGUGGGAAGAGAACUAUGGUCACACUCCAACAGAGUAGGUGGCGGUAACGCACCUUUAACGAUAGUAGCUACCGCCAUUAAACGAGAAGAAGAAGAAGAAGAAGACGAAGACGACGAAGUGGCGCAGAAAAGCAGUGAAACGUCCGCCGUGUAUCAGCUGCGGGUGUCGCUACAUGAGCGGAUCAGAGGACACAUGUGGAGACUUUCUGCUGCAGCAGGACACACAAGACACGGAUCCUGUCCCCGUGUCCCCGCGCUGAGAGCUGCUCACCGAGCGGCUAACGGCGGCUAACAGCGGCUAACGGCGGAGUACGAAGACAGAGAGGAGCAGAGGUUUAAGGAGGACGAGGUUGUCAGUGAGCAGCAGCUCUGGAACCAGGAGAAGAAGUCCAGUCCGGACCAAGAGGAACCAGAGUGAGUGGAGAUGAAAGAGGAAGAGGAGGAAAUGUGCAGCAGUCAGGAGGAAGAGCAGCUUGUACUGAAGCAGGAGGCGGAGACUCGUGAUCAUGAGGAAAGUCAUCACAUGGAAGCAGACAGUGAGCAGCAGCUCCUCUCUCACAGCUCUCCUGUCGCUGAGAGCCAAGAUCAGACAAGAAGCAUGGUCCAAUACGAGGAAGAGGUGAACCAUCAGCCCACACUUUGUCCACCUGAAGUCAAGUUACAGCACAAAGACGUCCAGCAGCUGCUGCUGAUGAAAGAAGUUCCCUCUGAGCAGCAGCUGUGCAGCUCCAGUGUGGACCAGGAUGAGGCGCCAGAGCACCCCCCCAUUAAAGAGGAAGAGGAGGAAGUAAGCAUCAAACAGAAGGAGGAGGCUGAGAUCAUUGCUGUGACUGUGAAGAGUGAAGAAGAUGAGGAGAAACCCGAGUCUUCACAGCUUCAUCAUCACAGUCUCACUGAGGUCAACAGAGACCACUGUGGACCUCCAGAACCAGAACCAGCCAGCAGCUCAGGUCCACGUGGUCCUGAGGACCAGACUGAAGACUCUUCUGAGACUGAAGACAGUGACGAUGACGGGAAGGAGACGAAUGAAGUGAGAGGAGAUACUGGUGAGAAACACGAGAGCUCUCACUGUGAAGAGAAACCCUUUAGUUGCUCUGACUGUGGGAAAAGAUGUAGACGUAAGGAGGGUUUGACCAAGCAUAAAAAAAUUCAUGUCGGGGAAAAACCAUUUGGUUGCUCUGAGUGUGGGAAAACAUUUAGUUGUCAGAAUAAUCUGAAGGAACAUGAAGGAAGUCAUACUGGAAAGAAACCAUUCAGUUGCUCCAAGUGUGGGAAAAGGUGUAGACGAAAGGGGGAUUUGAAGAAACAUGAGAAAAUUCAUACAGGAGAGAAACGCUUUUGUUGUUCUGUGUGCGGGAAACAGUUUCUGAAGAAGAGUAAUCUGAAGAUGCAUCACACAGUUCAUACAGGAGAGAAACCAUUCAGCUGCUCUGUGUGUGGGAAAAGAUUUAGGGAAAAGAGUCACUUAAAGACACAUCUGCGAGUUCAUACAGGAGAGAAACCGUACGGCUGCUCUGAGUGUGAGAAAAGAUUUAGUCGUAAAACUAAUCUGAGGGAACAUGAAAAAGUUCACACGGGAGUGAAACCGUUUGGUUGCUCCGAGUGUGGGAAAAGAUUUAGUCGUAAAACUAAUCUGAGGGAACAUGAGAAGGUUCACACGGGAGAGAAACCGUUCCAUUGUUUCGUCUGCGGGAAAAGGUUUAGAAGAGGAAGUGAUUUGAUGACACAUGAAAAAUUUCAUACAGGAGAGAAACCGUUCUGUUGCUCCCACUGCGGGAAAAGAUUCAUCAAAAAGAGUCACCUGAAGAUGCAUGAGAAAAGUCAUUCAGGACAGAAAUACGGGCUGUCCAUGCCUGAACUCACCUGGAGCACAGGCUACAGGAGGCGUCCUCACGGGCUACAGGAGGCGUCCUCAGAGGCUACAGGAGGCGUCCUCACAGGCUACAGGAGGUGUCCUCACGGGCUACAGGAGGCGUCCUCACACGCUACAGGAGGCGUCCUCGCAGGCUACAGGAGGCGUCCUCACAGGCUACAGGAGGCGUCCUCACACGCUACAGGAGGCGUCCUCGCAGGCUACAGGAGGCGUCCUCACGGGCUACAGGAGGCGUCCUCACGGGCUACAGGAGGAGUCCUCGCAGGCUACAGGAGGCGUCCUCGCAGGCUACAGGAGGCGUCCUCACAGGCUACAGGAGGCGUCCUCACAGGCUACAGGAGGCGUCCUCACAGGCUACAGGAGGCGUCCUCACAGGCGUCCUCGCAGGCUACAGGAGGCGUCCUCACAGGCUACAGGAGGCGUCCUUACAUGUUUCCUGUUGAUCCAAUAAAUGAAACGUUACUGUUGAAUACUUGUGUUUCCCUGAGGUUUGUCAUCAGUGAAAAGGAAGUUGCUUCUUUGAACAUGGACAGGUUUAAGGAGGACAAGGUUGUCAAGGAAGACGAGGAAGAGCAGCUUGUACUGAAGCAGGAGGCGGAGACUCGUGAUCAUGAGGAAAGUCAUCACAUGGAAGCAGACAGUGAGCAGCAGCUCCUCUCUCACAGCUCUCCUGUCGCUGAGAGCCAAGAUCAGACAAGAAGCAUGGUCCAAUACGAGGAAGAGGUGAACCAUCAGCCCACACUUUGUCCACCUGAAGUCAAGUUACAGCACAAAGACGUCCAGCAGCUGCUGCUGAUGAAAGAAGUUCCCUCUGAGCAGCAGCUGUGCAGCUCCAGUGUGGACCAGGAGGAGGCGUCAGAGCACCCCCCCAUUAAAGAGGAAGAGGAGGAAGUGAGCAUCAAACAGGAGGAGGAGGCUGAGAUCAUUGCUGUGACUGUGAAGAGUGAAGAAGAUGAGGAGAAACCUGAGUUCUCACAGCUUCAUCAUCACAGUCUCACUGAGGUCAACAGAGACCACUGUGGACCUCCAGAACCAGAACCAGCCAGCAGCUCAGGUCCACGGGGUCCUGAGGACCAGACUGAAGACUCUUCUGAGACUGAAGACAGUGACGAUGACGGGAAGAAGACGGGUGAAGCAUCCUCUUUAAGUGAAGACAGUGAGGACGAUUGGACGGAGGCGAGUGAAGCACCGAGUUUAAAAACAGUUUCCAGUGAAGUGAGAGGAGACGCUGGUGAGAAACUCAGCUGUUCUCAAUGUGCUGAAGGGUUUGAUCAUGAGUCGCCUCUGAAGACACACAAGGACUCUCAUUUUAAAGAGAAACCAUUUAGUUGCUCCAUUUGUGGGAAAAGAUUUAGUCAAAAGGGUUAUUUGAGGAAACAUGAGAAAAUUCACACAGGAGAGAAACCGUUUCAUUGCUCUGCUUGUGGUAAAGGCUUCACUGCAAAGAGCAGUUUACAGUUACAUGAGAAAAUUCACACGGGAGAGAAACCGUUUAGCUGCUCCGAGUGUAGUAAAAAAUUUAGAAAAAAGAGCCAUCUGAAGACGCAUCAAAAAAUUCACACAGGAGAGAAACCGUUCAGUUGUUCUGACUGUGGGAAAAGAUUUAAUCAAAAAAGCAAUCUGAAGUUACACGAGAAGAAUCACGCAGGAGAGAAACCGUUCACCUGCUCUGAGUGCGGGAAAAGAUUUAGUCAAAAGGGUAAUUUGAGGGAACAUGAGAAAAUUCACACGGGAGAGAAACCGUUUCAUUGUUCUGAGUGUGGGAAGAGAUGCAGACUAAAGAGUGAUUUAAAGAAACAUGAGAAAAUCCACACAGGAGAGAAACCGUUCAUUUGCUUUGAGUGUGGGAAACGUUUCAGACUCACGUGUGAUCUGAGGAAACAUGAAAAAAGUCACACAGGAGAGAAACCAUAUGGUUGCUCUGAGUGCGGCAAAAAAUUUAGUCAAAAGAACAAUUUGAAGAAGCAUGAAAAAAGUCACACGGGAGAGAAACCGUACACAUGCUCUGAGUGCGGGAACAGAUUCAGUCGAAAGAACAAUCUGAGGGAGCAUGAGAAAAUCCACACAGGCGAGAAACCGUUUCAUUGCUUUGAGUGUGGGAAACGAUUUAGAAUCAAAAGCGAUUUGAGGAAACAUGAGAAAAUUCACACAGGAGAGAAACCGUUUGUUUGCUCUGAGUGUGGGAAAAGAUUUAUAAAAAAGAGCAAUCUGAAAACACAUCAACAAAUCCACACAGGAGAGAAACUGUUUGUUUGCUCCGACUGUGGACAAAGAUUUAGACAAAAGAGUCACCUGAAGACGCACGAGAAAAUCCACACCGGAGACAAAUCACUGUGGCUGCUCUGAGCGGGGGACACGGUUCUGUCCAAACUGCUUUGAGAACUGCUUUGACAUUCUUUAUGUUAAUAACAGGAGAACUUUAUACAAGAUCUGACAGAGGACAGUUCAGGACCAGAACCAGGGAUCUCAGGAUCAUACAGAAAGUGUUGACUGUGAUUUUCAUAGAAUGAAAGUGUUUUGUUGUUCUAAUGACGUGGAAUAAAGUUUUUCUUCAUUUGUAAACACAAAUGUUUAUUUUUCAUGGAUCUAUUACGAGUUAUAUAUUUAUUCAUCGGUGUG